Harpegnathos saltator (Jerdon's jumping ant) is the source of this 911-nucleotide messenger RNA. Its product is annotated as odorant receptor 13a-like. NCBI's taxonomy places the organism in Eukaryota, Metazoa, Arthropoda, Insecta, Hymenoptera, Formicidae. Bases 14 to 904 code for a protein of 296 amino acids. Gene Ontology annotation, biological process: detection of chemical stimulus involved in sensory perception of smell; sensory perception of smell. The record is from RefSeq and is a predicted model, not a curated record. The transcript has 4 exons. Gene Ontology annotation, molecular function: odorant binding; olfactory receptor activity. Gene Ontology annotation, cellular component: plasma membrane.
GCAUUUGUACUCGAUGACGACGAAAGCUAGGCUAGCGAAAGUUUGCACGUACUCUUUGUUAGUUUUCAACUCGAUGGCCGGGAUACUCUACUUCAGAGGCGAAAACUUGAUUACUGUCAUGCGUCUAAUGUUGGGCUUCAAUGUUACCUCACGGCCGCUCCCCAUUAAGUUAUUAUUGCCCUUUGACGCUGAGCAAUCGCCGAUCUACGAGGUGCUUUUCGUCGCCCUGUUUGUGCAUUCAAUGUCAAUAAUGUACACGGUUAAUUUUCUGUCCGGGCUGGUCCUUACUCUGGUAUUUCAUGUAAGCGGACAAAUCGAUAUAAUACAUAGAAAAUUCAAAAGCUUCUCUGAGAAAAUUUCCUAUUAUGGGUCUUCCGAGACAAUAGGAAUGCUGGUCGAGAAGCAUAAUAAAGUCAUUUUAUUUUCCGAGAAUGUUGACAAGCUCUUCUCCUUUAUAGCUUUGAUGCAAGUUCUUGGCAAUACCUUAGUUAUCUGCUUCCUGGGGCUUGUUUUUACGACUGUGAGUAUCGCAGCGUCUAGUGCGCGAUGGUCCAAUUCAUUCAGUCUUUCUAAUCGCUUAAUGAAACAGUCUAGUACUGGUGCUGAUGCUGACCUGCUGAGAACUAUAUUCGCUUACGCCGGCAUAACGGUGGAAAUUUUUAUGUUUUGCUUUCUCGGAGAAUAUCUAGGCCUUAAGAAUAAGUCACUCGGCGACGCAGCGUACGAAUCUUUAUGGUAUAACAUGUCGCCUGGUCAUGGUAGAAAUAUAUUAUUCGUAAUAAUGAGAUCUCAGAAACAUCUGACUAUCACACUGGGAGGAAUCACGAAUUUAUCAUUAGAAGCCUUCACGAGCAUUAUGAAAGCGUCAGCAUCAUAUAUGUCAGUCUUGAAUGCAAUGUAUUGACAUCGCU